GGGCCGGUGCCGUUCCUAUAAGGCCUAUACUAUUUCAAUACAACUCACUCUAACAACACCUAUCAAUACUAUAUUUUCAUUCGCAUUCAAUAAAAGCCCCUACCACCUCUUCCGGCCGCGGCGGCGCUCUUCUGUGUCCGCCACGGUCGUAUUCCAAUAAAACAUCCAUCCCUCUCAUAUUCUCGAUCUUCUCGCAUUUUCCUAUUUCCUUAUCACCAUGGGAGAGCCAGCUGAGAUGAAUAAAGACAAAUACCCUCUCUCCUCCUCCUCCUCCUCAUGGGAGUCGUCGGAGAACGAAGAGAUCCAACGCCUGGAGCACGCGCCGCCGUUCUGGCGCAACCGCAAGAAGUUGUCCAAGCAGCUGUCCAUGUGCGAGACCCCACGCGACGUCGCGUGGGAGAGGCGCCGCCGCCAGAUCCUUAAUCAGGAGAGGAGGAAGAGCGACGCUGAGUGUUUGACGGACGAUGAUCUUAACGAGCUUAAAGGGUGCAUAGAGCUGGGAUUUGGAUUCAAGGAGGAAGAAGGGCAGCGGCUAUGCAACACCUUGCCGGCACUGGACCUCUAUUUCGCCGUCAACCGCCAGUUUUCUUUCAGUCCGGUGUCGACUCCGGGGAGCAAGGGCACUACGUUACCGUCGCCUUCAGCCUCGUCCACCGGAGGGAGGUCCUCGUCUUUGAGUAGCCCCGGCAGUGAUUCAGAUUCAUGGAGGAUCUGCAGCCCAGGUGAAAAUCCGGAACAUGUUAAGAUAAAGCUGAGGCAUUGGGCACAAGCGGUUGCAUGUUCUGUGAUGCAGUCCUAUUGAUGAAAGACUGGGAUAAUGCCAUUGUAAGAUCGAGAGCAACAUAACGACAGGGGUGGAGAUUUUCACAGAGGUACAGCAGCUGAUCAUAUAAUUUGGGAAAGAAGGAGAUCGAAGAUGAUGAUGAUGAAGACUACUAUAAACUGCUUUUUGGAAAAUUUUUCAUCAUAUUAAAGAGUGUUUUACCUCUUAAUUUUGAUCGAGAUAUAUACAUUAUAGUGGUUUAUGGUUAGGACGAUUCAAUUUCAAUUUCAUAUGAAAUAACUACAAUGAGAUGCUGCAUUGUAAUGUGAAUGCACCAUCGAGAGUAGCCCCCAUUGGUAGUUGAGUUGAGAAAUUUGAUUGUAUAGCGAAUGGUACCAGCAGUAGAUUCCCCCCAUUAAGAUUUAUCUAUAUAUAUAUAUUCGCUACGUAUUGACUAUAUUACUUUUAUUUUUUCAUGCAUCCAAAUUAUUAGAUGUGACAGCAUCAACUUUGUAAUUUAGUUUUUGGGGGAAGUGAAUUGCACAUUGUAUA
Messenger RNA from Ipomoea nil (Japanese morning glory), 1315 nucleotides. RefSeq lists its product as uncharacterized. NCBI's taxonomy places the organism in Eukaryota, Viridiplantae, Streptophyta, Magnoliopsida, Solanales, Convolvulaceae. The transcript is spliced from 3 exons. The record is from RefSeq and is a predicted model, not a curated record. The coding region runs from base 218 to 802 and encodes 194 amino acids.